This is a messenger RNA of Mus pahari (shrew mouse), 2217 nucleotides long. RefSeq names its product 6-phosphofructo-2-kinase/fructose-2,6-biphosphatase 3 (gene Pfkfb3). Lineage: Eukaryota; Metazoa; Chordata; Mammalia; Rodentia; Muridae. Gene Ontology annotation, molecular function: ATP binding; fructose-2,6-bisphosphate 2-phosphatase activity; 6-phosphofructo-2-kinase activity. The transcript has 14 exons. Gene Ontology annotation, biological process: fructose metabolic process; fructose 2,6-bisphosphate metabolic process. Bases 390 to 1997 code for a protein of 535 amino acids. The record is from RefSeq and is a predicted model, not a curated record. Gene Ontology annotation, cellular component: cytosol.
CGCGCCGCGCUACCGGUCAGAUCUUAAAAGGCCGGGCAGUGCGUGUGGCAUCCCGACAGAACAGGAGAGGAGCAAGUGGCAGCGGUGGGUGUUGGGAGCGUGGCUGUCACUGCGCUGGAGCAUCUCUGAGCUUCUGAACAGAGCCGACUAGUCAACAGUGCAGCAGCCGCAACUCCACGCCGCUCUCAUCUGUCUCGUGUCUCCGCUCAGCCGAUCCUCCGAGACUCCGCACAAAGCACAUUUUCCAAAGCAGCGCAAGGGAGCGCCCAGCCGCGUGCAGGCGGACGCACCCUUCCUGUCCUUUGUUCCGGGGGGAUCUGCUGCUGCUCUUCUCCCCAAGUCGGAGUCUUUCCUCCAGGGGUGGCGGGUCGCCGAAUACAGCUACGAAGAUGCCUUUGGAACUGACCCAGAGCCGGGUACAGAAGAUCUGGGUGCCCGUCGAUCACCGACCCUCGUUGCCCAGAUCCUGUGGGCCGAAGCUGACCAACUCCCCAACCGUGAUUGUGAUGGUGGGGCUCCCAGCCCGGGGUAAGACUUACAUCUCCAAGAAGCUGACUCGCUACCUCAACUGGAUAGGUGUUCCAACGAAAGUGUUCAAUGUGGGAGAGUAUCGGCGCGAGGCUGUGAAGCAGUACAGCUCUUACAACUUCUUCCGCCCUGACAAUGAGGAAGCCAUGAGAGUCCGAAAACAGUGUGCCUUAGCUGCCCUGAGAGAUGUCAAAAGUUACCUGACAAAGGAAGGCGGACAGAUUGCAGUUUUUGAUGCCACCAAUACAACUAGAGAAAGGAGGCACAUGAUCCUUCAUUUUGCCAAAGAAAAUGACUUCAAGGUGUUUUUCAUCGAGUCAGUCUGUGAUGACCCUACUGUCGUGGCCUCCAACAUCAUGGAAGUUAAAAUCUCCAGCCCGGAUUACAAGGACUGCAACUCAGCAGAAGCCAUGGACGACUUCAUGAAGAGAAUCAGUUGUUAUGAAGCCAGCUACCAGCCUCUUGACCCUGAUAAAUGUGACAGGGACUUGUCACUCAUCAAAGUGAUUGAUGUUGGCCGGAGGUUCUUGGUGAACAGAGUGCAGGACCACAUCCAGAGCCGAAUUGUGUACUACCUGAUGAACAUCCACGUGCAGCCCCGUACCAUCUACCUGUGUCGGCAUGGCGAGAAUGAGUUCAACUUGCAGGGCAAGAUUGGGGGCGACUCAGGCCUGUCCAGCAGAGGCAAGAAGUUCGCCAACGCCCUGAGCAAGUUCGUGGAAGAACAGAAUCUGAAGGACCUCCGGGUGUGGACCAGCCAGCUGAAAAGUACCAUCCAGACCGCGGAGGCCCUGAGGCUCCCCUACGAGCAGUGGAAGGCGCUCAACGAGAUCGAUGCUGGUGUGUGUGAGGAACUAACCUAUGAGGAGAUCAGAGAUACCUACCCUGAGGAGUACGCACUGCGUGAACAGGACAAAUACUACUACCGCUAUCCCACGGGCGAGUCCUACCAGGAUCUUGUCCAACGCCUAGAGCCUGUGAUCAUGGAAUUAGAGCGCCAAGAGAAUGUAUUGGUCAUCUGUCACCAGGCUGUCCUACGCUGCCUACUGGCCUACUUCCUCGACAAGAGUGCAGAGGAGAUGCCAUACCUGAAGUGUCCGCUCCACACCGUCCUGAAACUGACACCUGUGGCUUAUGGGUGCCGUGUGGAGUCCAUUUACUUGAAUGUAGAAUCGGUGAGCACGCACCGGGAGAGAUCAGAGGAUGCAAAGAAGGGACCUAACCCGCUCAUGAGACGCAAUAGUGUCACCCCACUAGCCAGCCCCGAGCCCACCAAAAAGCCUCGCAUCAACAGCUUUGAGGAGCGUGUGGCUUCCACUUCUGCUGCCCUGCCAAGCUGCCUGCCCCCGGAAGUGCCCACGCAGCUGCCCGGACAAGUCAGUGAUCCUGCUUUAAUUACAGCCUACAGGGGAGAGUGCAGAGGGAAGAGGAUGCCCGUAUCUGGGGUUCUGUGUUGUGUUUGCAAGUGAGAAUGAGCGCCUGUGUUCAAGUGGGCUGCAUGUGCGAUGUGCAGCGGGCGAGGUUUGCAGCUGUCUAGUGUACUUACGUACAAACGUGCAGCAGGCAGAACAUAGGAUGCUCUCUGGAAUCUUUCCUCGUCAGCAGCGACUGUGUGCCUCCUUCCCGAGGUUGUGGUCCUUAUUCUUUAUCGAGCUGAAUCAGGCAGAGUGAAAGACAUUAUAAAAUGCC